Molecule: messenger RNA, 466 nt
Organism: Carlito syrichta (Philippine tarsier)
Lineage: Eukaryota; Metazoa; Chordata; Mammalia; Primates; Tarsiidae
Product: ornithine carbamoyltransferase, mitochondrial-like
Exons: 3
Biological process (GO): L-citrulline biosynthetic process
Cellular component (GO): mitochondrion
Molecular function (GO): amino acid binding; ornithine carbamoyltransferase activity
Source: RefSeq, a predicted model, not a curated record
CUGCACUAUCUCUAACUGGGGGACUCUGAUAAGGGAGCUGAAGGGUGAUAUUACCUUUGCUCUCUCACUGUAAUCUAAAGCAUUCUUAGCUUUUAGGUGGCCCCCACUGGCUAACUUGCUGUGGAGUUGUCAAAAGCAUAGAAUCAUCCAUUUCACUAUCAAAAGAAGAUGCUGUUUAAUCCGAGGAUCCUGUUGAACAAUGCAGCUCUUAGGAAUGGUCACAAUUUCAUGGUUCGAAAUUUUCGGUGUGGGCAACCACUACAAAAUAAAGUACAACUAAAGGGUCGUGACCUCCUCACUCUAAAGAACUUUACAGGAGAAGAAAUUAAAUACAUGCUAUGGCUAUCAGCAGAUCUGAAAUUUAGGAUAAAACAGAAAGGAGAGUAUUUGCCUUUAUUGCAAGGGAAGUCCUUAGGCAUGAUUUUUGAGAAAAGAAGUACUCGAACAAGGUUGUCUACAGAAACAG